CACACAUCAUGGGCAACUGCAUCCCGGUGAGUGCCAGCAUCGUGGAGAACCAAACCUCCCUGGACCUGUCAGAGCUCCUGGGCUUGGACACCGACAUGGCCAUGGCCAUGAACAACUUCUCCUACGAGGACGUCUAUGAGUCCUUCUCAGACUAUGAUGCUGUGCCCUGCCACAACCACUACUGUGCCUACUUCCAGCGCCUGGCCCCUACCUUCCUGGCCAUCACCUGUGCCGCAGCUGCCCUGGGCACUGGGGCACUGCUCCUUGCGCUGGCCAAGCGGCCCCACGCCUGGGGCUGGCCCCAGAGCCGAGGGCUGGUGGCCCAGCUGGCAGUAGGCACAGGACUCUUCGCCACCCUGCUGCCACUGUUGGCGGUGAGCAUUGGGCAGGGCUGGCGGCUGGGCACCGUGCCCUGCAAGCUCACCCACCUGCUCUGGCACUGGAGCCUCUUCGCGCAGGGGCUGCUGGUGGGCACCAGCUCCUUCUGCACCGCUUGGGCUCGCUGGGACUCCCAGAGCCAGCGGCUGGCUGCGGCUGUGUGGGGCUGGGCACUGCUGCUGGCAGUGCCAGCGGCGCUCAGCAGCGGCACGGUGGCAGCCUCGGGGGUGAGCUGCAUCCAGCGGAGCGUGGACGUCCUGUCCCCAGCCUACCUGCUGCACCUCGCCCUCUGCCUCUGCCUCUUCCUGCUGCUGCCAGCAGCGCUGGUGGUGGCCACGGUGGCCGUGCCACAGCUGCGGGCAGGCUGGGAGCCUGGCAUCGUCGUCAGCUGGCUCUUCCUUCUGCUCUGGGCGCCCUAUGGCAUGGGGCUGGCCGUGGAUUUCCUGCUGCAGGCUCGGCUGCUGCAGCCCUCCUGCGGCACCUUCCAGCACUUCGACUUCGUGCUGGGGCUGAGCCAGGGGCUGGGGGUCCUGCACUGCUGCCUGGUGCCCGCCGCGCUGCUGGCCCUGCGGCUCUGCCAGCCACGGGCAGCUGCCGGCGGCAGCGGCUGA
This is a messenger RNA of Indicator indicator, 989 nucleotides long. RefSeq names its product atypical chemokine receptor 1 (Duffy blood group) (gene ACKR1). Gene Ontology annotation, molecular function: chemokine binding. Gene Ontology annotation, cellular component: membrane. The coding region runs from base 9 to 989 and encodes 326 amino acids. Gene Ontology annotation, biological process: chemokine-mediated signaling pathway; inflammatory response. The transcript has 2 exons. Lineage: Eukaryota; Metazoa; Chordata; Aves; Piciformes; Indicatoridae. The record is from RefSeq and is a predicted model, not a curated record.